Messenger RNA from Cinara cedri, 6385 nucleotides. The record is from the annotation of a GenBank genome assembly. NCBI's taxonomy places the organism in Eukaryota, Metazoa, Arthropoda, Insecta, Hemiptera, Aphididae.
UUUUUUUUAAGAUUAGAACCUACAACAAUACAUACACCGCUUGGCGCUUGGCCUCUGUUCGUUUUAGUGAGUUGUUGAUACCACACGUUUCAGAAUAUUUAGUUAAUUGUAAUAUUUCAGAUAUAAUGGGCUCCUCGAAACACAAAAAAAAAGACAAAAAGAAACGCCAUCAUUCCAGUGAUUCAUCGGACGGAGAAAUUUCGAAACACAGAAAAAGACGACAUCCGUCUAGUGAUUUGUCAGAUGUUGAUCUUUCUAACAAACAUAAGAAACACAAAAAACAUCAUAAAAAAAAAGAAAAGCCUAAGGAGUCUAAAGAGUCUAAACAUAAGUACCAUAGUUCUGGCAAGUAUUUUCACCUUAUAUUUUAAUGUUAUGAAACUAUGAAUUAAAUAUUUGAUAUUUGUUUUGUUUUUUUGGUGUAAUUUUUACUUCAAAUAAUAUCCAAUUCAUGUUUAAAAAAUACAUAGGUAAAUAUUUUAAAGAUUUGAUUUUCUGUUGACAAAUGUAUUUUAUAAUAAUGAUAAAACCUAAUUAAAUACUUAUUAAAAUUGUAUUUUUUUGCCAUUGUUUGGCGCUGUUACUCUGCUCUGCAAAUUGCAUAUAUCCUUUGAUUUGUUGUACAAAAACACGUCAAGUAGGUUACUAAUAAAUCAUAGGAAAAAUAGUUUUUGAAUUCAUUGUAAUAGUUUUACGAUUAUUAUUUUAUUUUAUUUUUAUAACUAUACAGGCUGAGGCCCAAAAACAUAAGGUGAUAAACCUACCUAAUAUGAUAAUAUAAUCAAUUUUACAAAUAUUUUAAUUUAAUUAAUAAUAGUAACAGAAAUAAUAACAGUAAUAAAACACUCAAUUGAUGAAUAGCUUAUGGAUAGUUAAAAGUGGGGCCUCCAAUAGCAAUACGCCUAAUAAUAUAGAGGGAAGAGUUCAGUAUAUGAUUAGAAAAGGAAAAGGGAUUAAUAAAGGGACAAGUAAAUCUAGUAUUACGAGGAGUAAUUUUAAAAUUGAUUUAUGAAAUGAGUGUUGGACAGUAUUGAAUUUAAUAAAAGUUUAGAAAAAAAAUGAUACAUUCGCAGAGCGCCUAUGAUCAGUGAAACUUGAUAAAUUAAAAAUUUUGUGGAUAGGCUCUUAAUUGUCUGGAGGACAAGAACCUUUAAAGAAUAAGCAACAAAUGACAGGAAUUUUCGUUGAACCUUUUCAAUUGCUAUGGCGUCUAUUGAUGAAUGAGGGUCCCAAAGAACGUAUCCGUACUCAAGGAUAGGUCAUACUAAAAAGCAAUAAGGAAAUUUCAACGAGCGGACCAAUUUGAACUGAGAUGAAAUACACUAGAUGAAUCCAAGGACUUUAAUUGCAUGACAACAAAUUACCUGAAUAUGCAAUUUGGGGACAGGUUUAAAGAAAAGUGAAUUAUACUUUUAUGUCAGCGAUUACUGCUGAUAACUAACAGGAAAUUAUUUAGGACCUACAACUUGUACUUUUUUUUUUUCAUUGUGAUUUAUUGUUCAAAUUGUGACAGUUAUGAAUAAAAAAUUAUAUUAAUAUAAAAAAAAGUAUAGACACAAUUCUUUAAACCUAUUAAAUAUUUAUGUUUAGAUGUUUGAUGUAAUUUUGGUUUUAUUUUAUACUUUAGACGAUGAUGUUAUUUUCGUGCCACCUCCUCCAAAAAUAUCACGACAUGAGAUCCGAACUCCACCACCUCCAAGUCUUACACCACCACCACCUCCUUCAAUAUCUUCAUCAUCAGAUAGUCUCUCUAUUGAAGAAACUAAUAGAAUUAGAGCAAAAUUGGGUCUCAAACCGUUGCAGUUAGAAAAUAAAGAAACUACCAAAAGUAGAGAUGAUGGAUUAGAAGUUAUUGCUGGCGAUGAAGGGGAAUUUGUUCAUAAACCAGCAUGUAACUCGAUUUAGUUUGAAAAUAAAUACCUGAUAUUAAUAUAAAUGUUUUUAAUUAUCUAGUAAGUUUAACAGAAAAAAAUAAAAGUGAAAAAAUAAAAGCAAGAAUAGCUGAAAAAAAAGAAAAACGCAUGAUAGAAAAUAAAAUUUUGAAUGUAAAAAAGUUAGCAGACAGUGAUUCAGAAGAAGAUGCUGUAAGUUGGGUGAACAAAACUAAAAAUAUUCAAGAAGAAAUGGAAAAAGCCAAGAAAAAGGUGAAUAAUUUCUUGUUUAUUAGUAUUUAGAACUAUUUUAUUGUUGUUUUUGUUUUGGACCGAUUUUUCAGCCAUAUUUUUGUUUUGUCAAAAGGCACAAGAAUUAGAAGAAAUGGAUAAUGUAUUUGGUGUAGGUGAUCUAAUCGAAGAAACCACAAAAAAUGAAAUGAAGAAUUUCUAUUCUAGUAAACAUUUGAAAGGAUUAGAAGUUCAACACUCUAUGGUAUGUUACAUAAACAAUGUAAAUAUGUAAAUUAAAUAAAUAGUAAUUUUAUAAUUUUAUUAAUUUAUAGGAUGAAUUUGUUGAAGGAAAAGAUGUAAUAUUAACUUUACAAGAUAAAGAUGUAUUAGCAGAAGAUCCAGAUGUGUUGGUUAAUGUUAAUAUGGUGGAUGAUGAAACAUAUAAACAAGUAUAUUAAAACAAGAUUUUAAACUUGUGUACAAAAUUAAACAUUUUUUUUUUGUUUUUCAUUAAUUAUUUAGAAUAUUGAUAGGCGGAAGCAACGUAAAAAUUAUAGUGGUUAUGAUGAGUUUGAAAACAUGGAUGUAGACAAGCCAACUAUAGUUCUUGAAAAAUAUGAUGAAGAAAUUGAAGGAUUAAAAAAAAAAAGUUUCAAACUUGGUACACAUUGUUAUAAAUAUAAGUUAUUAAAAAAAAAAUAAUAAUAAUCUAAAUUUGUAUAUUUGUUGCUUAAAGGUGUAGAUGAGAAUAAAGUGAAACGAGAAACUGUAAAGGAAAAAUUGAAAAUGAAUUUAAAUCUAGAUUCAUUGAAUUCUACUCAGUUGAAACUUGCAUCAGAUUAUUAUAAUGCUUCUGAAAUGAAUGUUAAAUUUAGAAAAAUCAAGGUAAAUACCUUAAUUUCUUAUACAAUAUUAAAGUAGAUAAAUAUUUAAAUUUGUUUUACAUUUUAGAAAAAGAAAUUUAGAGUAAACCCUUUGAGAGCAGACAAGUUGGAAAGAUCAAUGAGACUUGCAAAUAAUGAUGUUAAAGAAAAUGACGACCUUCUUGAUAUAGAUGAUGCACUACAUGGUAACGUAUUUUAUUUUACAUAAUUGAUCAAAUUACAAUAUUAAUAAAUGUGUCUUUACAAUUAGUGUGAUUAUUUUUCAGCAUUAAGUUAAUUUUAGAUUCCGAGCGUACUGAUGGAGCUAUUGGUUUUACUAAGAUAAUUAUUAUUUUUAUUUUUUUUCUUCUAGCCUGUGAACACGUUUUUUCCAAGUAAACUUGCUCCGAUUUUUACGUGUAGCAAUUUUUCUGAAAGCUCAAGUUGUCUAAAUGAUACCUUAAAAUGAUCAUUUUUUGAUUUUCGGCACAAUUUUUUAAAUAAAAGCACUUAGGUAGGAAAACAUAAAAUUUCACAAUUUCAUUAUUUUAUAAAAUUACGAAUGUUUUCUACCACAAAAAAUGAUUUAAUCAAAAAACCACAGGAUACCUUUUUUGUUGUCUUAUUGAUUUACUUUCUUAUGGUAUCAUCGCUAAAAGUGUUAAACCACUUCUGAGUUUUUUAAGAAUUUUAAUUUUUAAGUUAUUUUUUGUGGUAAUUACUUUAUAAAUACACAUAGAGACUUAAAACUUGGUAAUAAUACUUAUAUUGGACUUAUCUAGACGUGAUCAAAUUUCCAAAAAUCAUUAGAUAACUUUUAUUUUUAAUAAGUGUUUUGAAAUCAAAUUUAAAUGAAAAUUGCAAAAAAAAAAUACGGCACUUCCAAUUAUGUAUUACCGAAUUGCGUUCGGAAUCGUCUUUCAUCAAGCAAUAGUUAAUCAUUGCAUAUAGAUAUAAAUGAAAUAAUUUAAUGUAUCAUACAUUCCCAACUUUUCAUCUACAACAGUGGCCGCUCCCAUUCUCAGUAUCAGCUCUUUUUACUUAAUGUAUGUAAAAAGACUAAUUUAUACAAAACAUUUUAUUAUUUGGAGACUUAAUGAGAAUUGAUGAAAUACUCUUGUUGUAGAAAUUAUUUGUAGAUAUUAAAUUAAACAAUUUAUUAAAAUAGAACUCAAACUUACUUGACAAUAAUUUUAUUUUAUUAUCAACAGUAACAAUGCAUUUUAUUUUAAAUAGAUAAGUUAGCGGAUUUUGACAAUAUGAAAAAAGAAAAUGAAGAAGAGGAUGACAUGGGAUUGCAGUUGGCAUUAAAAAAAGCAAGGAAGUUAAAACAGUUAGAGACAGUUGAAAGAAAACCUAAUUUAGCUGAUAUAUUGGUUGUAUGUUAUUGAUUUUUUUUUUAAGCUAAUUUAUAAUAUAAGUUCAGUAAUUUAUUGUUUUAUUUAUAUUGGUUCAUAUUGAUUUAAAAUUUCAUUGGUAUACAGGGUGAUUGAUUUAACUUGUUACAUUUAUUAUUUUAAAUGGUAACUUAUAUUAAAAUUUUUAUAAAUAAAUAGAGUAUUAGUUUAAUAUAUUUAGGUGUUGCAAUUUUUGAUUUCCAUCUAUCAGUUAACGAGAUUUUCCACUUUUAAGUUUGUGUACAGAAUUUUCAUAGUGCUCCAUUGCUCUCCUGCUAAAACUUAAAUCAAUCACUUUGUCAUUUAUAUUUAUUUAUUUUAAAAUAUAUUAUUAUGUUAAUUAGAAAACUGAGUUUAAUGAUAAUGCACAAGGCGCAAUUGUGUUGAACUCUACUGCUGAAUUUUGCAGAACACUUGGUGACAUACCAACUUAUGGUAAAGCUGGAAAUAGAGAAGAAGAAGAAGAAGAAUCAUUAAUGGUAAAGAUAUAAAUAUAUUUUGUUAAUAGAAUAGAUUUACUAAUAUUUUUAUUUUUAUUUUAGGAUUAUGAAAAAACUAAUGUUAAACAAGAGCGUUCAGUUGAUUCAGACGGGUCUAAUGAUGGAUGGAAAGAAGUAGAAAUGGGUAGACAUGCCAUUUUUUAUUUUUAAAAUAUUUUUUUUUUUUUAAAUGUGUAUUUAUUUCAGAGAAAAAAUUAAUUGAUUUACAAACAAUUGAUAGUAAACCAAUUUUGGAACCAGAACCUGAUUUAGGUAAAGGAGUAGCUGGUGCAUUGAGAUUAGCUAUGAGUAAAGGGUAUAUUGAAAAGGAAGAAAAUGCUAGGCCAUCUGCUUCUAGAUUUGCUCAUUUACAAGCAAAAAAUUAUUCUAUUGAAGACAAAACAUUUUUGUAAGUCGAAUAUAAUGAUUAUUUCAUUAGUUAGAUCUCUUCAAAUAAAAUUGAUUUUAAAAUUCUAAUUUUGUUCUUAACAAAUAUUAUUUAUUACUAUAUUAUUUUAUUUUAGAGCUGAAGAUGAUAAACUGAGUAGAAGAGACAGAUAUAGUGGUCCUACAGUAGAAUUCAGGGAAAAAGAUAGCUAUAAGCCAAACAUAAAAUUAGAUUACAUUGAUGAUGAUGGGCAUUUAUUGAGUGAAAAAGAAGCUUUCCGGUUAGUAGAAACAUUUAGUUAUUAGUCUAGUAAAUAAAAUAUAAUUGUUUAUAGAUAUUUGUCACAUAAAUUUCAUGGCAAGGGCCCUGGCAAAAACAAAAUAGAGAAACGAAUCAAAAAAGCUGAACAAGAAGCGGUAGUUUUUAAUUAUAGAUUUGAAUAACAUAUUAUAAAUCAAAUGGUUUUAAUUUUUAAUAUUUUUUUUUAGUUAAUGAAACAAAUGAGUUCAACAGAUACACCGCUUGGUACACUGAAUAUGUUACAAUCUAAACAAAAGCAAACCCAAUCUCCUUACAUAGUGUUAAGUGGAACUAAGUCAACCCAUCAAAACCAUGGGUAAGCAUAUCAUUUUUGUAAAUUUAAUUUUUAUGAAUAGUUUUACAAUAUGUUUUAUUUAUUUCAGAGGUUCUAUUUCAAAAACCAAGAAUGGCUGAUAUGAGUAUUAAUAUUUUUUAUUGUUAAAUAUUCUAUCAACAUACAUUUAUAACAUCGGACAAUAUUUGUUUUUAAUAACUUUUUGCAUAAUUGCAAAUUGUAUUCAAAUUAAUAAUUAAAUUAUACACACCCCAGAUGUUUGGGUAUUAGAUUUUAAACCAACAGUGAUUGAAAUAUAUUUUGUAGACAACAUUAAAAUGUAAAUGUUUUAAAUGUAUUCUGUUUUUUUUUUUUUUUUAAUUUUAUUUUCGUACAAAUUUUUCAUUGUAUGUAACAUGUAUUUUAUGGUUUUUUCAAAAAUCAGUAAUUUUGAGACAAGAUUGGUGUUGGCGAUGUGGUUUUGGUUAAUUUUUUUAUUCCAUAUGAUUCUAGUCCUUGAGCAUAUUGUGGUUCACUGUUUGUCAUAAAAUAGUAAAUUCCCCUUUGGCUGUAAACAUA